Messenger RNA from Pocillopora meandrina, 1287 nucleotides. Lineage: Eukaryota; Metazoa; Cnidaria; Anthozoa; Scleractinia; Pocilloporidae. The record is from the annotation of a GenBank genome assembly.
AUGGUUGAUAAGAAUUGGACAGCCCUGGCGUUUGAUAAGGACUCUAACUUAGAAGAAGAUGUUGACAAAGACCCACGUAAUGAGGAAGAAAAGGAGCUUCUCGCUUAUUGGGCUCAGCUAUCUCAAUGCUACAUGGUGCCUGGCGACAUAGAACCUACACAAUGUCCUUUCUUUCACGGGUUGUCCAUAAAGGAGGUCAGAAACGCUCGACUGAAAAAGCAUUCAAACCAGUAUACUAAGCAGUUUGAUGACCUCAGGUUUAAGCUGCUGAAAUUCGUUGUCGCUGGAGUGACCAGCCAUCUACGAUCUGCAGCAGAAUUGCUCUGUCAGAUUCAAAAGAGAGUGUUUGAUUUCUUCUUGAAUUGUGACUUCAACCAAGAUACAAUUCAUGCUCAAGAUGAGUUAUUUAAUAAGCUAGAACUUAAAGAGCGCGAUUACGUCGUAAAAAUGCGAGGCUAUGUCCAGGAGAAGCUCUAUAAGCUUUCCAAGUUUGUCAAAGAUGGUGUCACGUACAACAGAUGUAAGAUCGCAAGUGAGGCUGCCGAAAUGCUGUUUGAUUCAAUCAAAGUUGGAGAUGUUGUCGGGCGAAAUGAAGUGGUAAAACAGUGCCGCAGACAGAUCAGGGACCUGGUGUUUUUCAAGGCUACGAAAAUAUCGCUGAUAAGAGUUCAAUACAUUAUCUCCGCUAUCACCAACGAUCUACGCAAAUCUCUCGAAGGCUCGCUCUGUGAGGUCGGCAGAAAGGAUGACCACUUAGCUACACUUGUAAGAAGGCAACUGCAGUACAGUUUCCUACAACAUUUUCAGACGCGAGACGUUUGUUCUCAUUUUGAUUAUGCUUUGAUGAAAAGUGGAGAGAGGUUUAUGGACAACGCGAAGAAGGCUGUCAUUGAUGUGUGGUCUGCCAUUCGAGGGAGGGGGACGUAUCUUAACGCGGAAUGGAAGCAAAGUAUCGCCGAAAAUGUGCUCGAUAACAUCGAUUGCGAUGCCAUCGCACGCAGAAUCUGUGACAGGAUGCUAGAGGAUCUGCUGGAAAACGGGCACCAAUUGUUCCAAUUUAACCUGGCUUACAUGAAACAAUGUUGUCAUGCAGCCCUAGAACUGUCUGACGUUCAGAAAAAAUUAGCCGCAGAACAAUCCCCAUAUUUUUCCAGACUGAUGAUUGAGGCCAUUGCUCUUUUCCAGACGCUGGCUUUCGAUGUUCCUUUGAGAGCGGUAGUUGGAGCGCAAAUAGGAAGGAAGGGCAACCGAAGGAAGGUUUUCGAGGACAAAACCGACAAGGAAUGA